Molecule: messenger RNA, 4790 nt
Organism: Amphiprion ocellaris (clown anemonefish)
Lineage: Eukaryota; Metazoa; Chordata; Actinopteri; Pomacentridae
Gene: maoa
Product: monoamine oxidase
Exons: 15
Coding region: 103-1680 (525 amino acids)
Molecular function (GO): oxidoreductase activity
Source: RefSeq, a predicted model, not a curated record
AGUCUGCGCGCUGUGGGCCUGGCCGCCGCUUUUAAUACAGAUGCGCUCCUCCGUGCGCCCCGCGUUCACGGCAGAGCGGGGAGACGAGCAGCACCCAGCACCAUGACGGCACCCAGCAACACCUACGAUGUGAUCGUGAUCGGAGGAGGCAUCUCAGGUUUGAGUGCAGCAAAGUUGUUGAAAGCCAGCGGCCUGAAUCCCGUCGUCUUGGAGGCCAGAGAUCGAGUCGGCGGUCGAACCUUCACUGUUCGGAACAAGGAAACAAAAUGGGUGGAUCUGGGCGGGGCGUACAUUGGACCGACGCAGAAUCGCAUCCUCCGAUUGGCCAAAGAGUACGACGUAAAGACCUACAAAGUCAACGAGCAGGAGAGCCUGGUGCAUUAUGUCAACGGAAAGUCUUACCCGUUCAGCGGCUCCUUCCCUCCCAUGUGGAACCCCAUCGUCGUGAUGGACUUCAACAACCUCUUCAGGACGAUGGAUGAGAUGGGUCAGGAGAUCCCCAAAGAGGCUCCCUGGAGAGCUCCUCACGCUGAGGAGUGGGACAAGAUGAGCAUGCAGCAACUCUUGGAGAAAAUCUGCUGGACCAGUACCGUUCGUCGCUUUGCCACCCUGUUCGUGAACGUGAACGUGACCUCUGAGCCCCACGAGGUUUCAGCCCUGUGGUUCCUCUGGUAUGUUAAACAGUGUGGAGGAACCAUGAGGAUCUUCUCCACCACUAAUGGAGGGCAGGAGAGGAAGUUUGUAGGAGGCUCCAGUCAGAUCAGCGAGUGCAUGGCCAAGGAGCUGGGCGACCGAGUGAAGCUGCAUUCUCCGGUUUAUAGGAUCGACCAGAGCGGAGACGUGGUGGUGGUGGAGACGCUGGACAAGCAGACCUACACCGCCAGGUACGUGAUCGUGGCAACUCCUCCCAGUCUGAACCUGAAGAUGCACUUCAAGCCUGAGCUGCCGCCGCUGAGGAACCAGCUGAUCAACCGCGUCCCCAUGGGCUCCGUCAUCAAGUGCAUGGUCUACUACAAGGAGAACUUCUGGAGGAAAAAGGGUUACUGCGGCACCAUGGUGAUCGAGGAGGAAGGCGCUCCCAUCGGUCUGACGCUGGAUGACACGAAGCCUGACGGGACUGUGCCUUGUAUUAUGGGAUUCAUCCUCGCCCGCAAGUGCAGAAAGCUAACAAGCCUGACCAAAGAAGAGAGGUUGAAGAGGAUCUGUGAGAUCUACUCCAGAGUUCUGGGCUCAGAGGAGGCACUCCAUCCGGUGCACUAUGAGGAGAAGAACUGGUGUGAAGAGGAGUAUUCUGGAGGCUGCUAUACGGCCUAUUUCCCUCCAGGAAUCCUCACUCAGUUCGGCAGAGUGCUGAGGGAGCCGGUCGGCAGGUUGUACUUCGCCGGCACUGAAACAGCCACAGAAUGGAGCGGCUACAUGGAGGGAGCUGUACAAGCUGGAGAAAGAGCCGCCAGAGAGGUCUUGUGUGCGAUGGGUAAAAUCCACCAAUCUCAGAUCUGGCAGACGGAGCCCGAGUCUAAGGACGUCCCGGCGCUGCCCUUCAUCACGUCCUUCUGGGAGAGAAACCUGCCUUCGGUGGGAGGUUUCCUCAGGUUCGUGGGCGUCUCCAGUGUCCUGUCUACCGCCGCCGCCGCCGCCGGCCUGCUGGCCUACAGGAAGGGCCUCCUGCCUCGGAGCUAAAGCCGCCGUCGCCUCGCUCCUCUGCACCUCGGCGGAUUCUGGACUUGUAGCGGCUGCUUCUGAGAAAGACUGUUCGGCUCAUGCAGAAACACUAACACACUGUCACUUUGUGCACAAAAACAAAAGAAAAGAGGGAGCAAGUAGUGGCGGGCUGAUUACAGGUUCAGAGCUGCAGGUCUGGGAGGAGUGACGACGAUAAAUCCACAAUAAAUCUGAGAUUCAGGUUGUGAAACCCAUGAAGGAAAAUAAAAGAUCAGAAUCAGUGGUUUAAAGAGGGAAAUAUAUCUUAUCUGUCACUAUUACUGUUCCAUACGUUGCCAAUGACACACUCUUGAUUCCGUGGGAAUUUACGAACCCGUCGUGCUAAUUGUGUGUCUGCAUCUGUGAGUGUGUGUUGUGUACAGGGAGUGUGUGUGUGUGUGUGUGUGUGUGUGUGUGUGUGUGUGUGUGUGUGUGUGUGUGUGUGUGUGGAUGUGUGUGUGUGUUUCCACUGUGUCUAAUUACCUCUGCUGAUUUUAGGUGCUGAUUUAUUCUGAUAAAAGAGGUUCAGUGACAGAGCUCGAGCCAUCGGCCCUUUUUUUGUCAUUUUCUGUCAACAAAUCCCAUGGAAAUACACAAAAAAAAUGACAUUUUAUUGAAUUUUGCAGCUUGAAUAGGUUGUUGUGGUUCACGUUUUUACACAGGAUGACAUGAAAUCUGUUUGUUUUCAUUAAAUCUCACAUAUAUAGUCUUAUAAAUUCCUACUAAGGUAUCAAAUAUGUGUUAUUUCUGUGGUAAAUGUGCAACUUUCUGGUUAAAUUAAAGGAGGGAGUUGCCCCAUUAAAAAAGCCUGAAUUUGGAAAAUUUUCACCAGAUUUUGAAUGAAUAUGUCAAAAUACUAAUAUUUUAAUGUGCAUACUAUUGUUUCUAAUUUAAAUAAAUGAGGAUAUUGGAGGAAAUUUUAUAAAUUACACAUCAAAAGUACCAUCUAAACAUUUCUGAUGUCACAUGUCUGUUGCUUUUAAGUUAGAUUUUUUUAUUCAUCACUUGAUUAUGGUUAAUGAGCAACAAAUGUCCAUUGUUGGAAUUGCUUUUUUGAUUAAUCAGUUAGUUGUUUGAUCUAUAAAAUGUCAGAAAAAGGAUGAACAAUGUUGAUCAAAGCUCAAGAUGAUGAAUGUUUUUUGUCUAAAACCUCAAAAAUAUUCAGUUUACUGUCAUAGAGAAGGAAAGAAGCUAGAAAAUGUUCACAUUUUUGACCCUGGAAACAGCAAAUUUAAACUUUUUUUGUUUAAAAAUGAUUAAUCGAUUAUUGAAAUAGUUGGCGAUUACUUUAAUAGAUAAUCAAAAAGUCGUAACAGCUCUGCUAUUUAAUCCUAACAGCCAAAGUGACUGCAAAUAUGUGAUUUCACUAAAGUUUCUUUUAAGUGAAUCCCUUAAUUUGUGCCACAUAUCAGCAGAGCUGCAAUGAUUAAUUGAAUAAUCAUUAACUGUUCAAUUAAUCUGCAACUAUUUUGAUAAUCAGUUAACAGAAUUUUAAGGGAAAAAAAGUCUAAAUUCUCUGAUUUCAUCUUCCUAAAUGUGUUUAUUUUCUGGUGUCUUUAGUCCUCUGUGGCAGUAAACCGAAGAUCUUUGAUGACGUCUUCUUGGGAUUUUUCACCAUUUUCUGAUAUUUUAUAGAUCAAACGACAAAUUGAUUAAUGGGGAUUAAAAAAAAAUCAUGUGACAUCUGAAAAUAGUCCAAAAAAAACACUAUUCUCUCCCGUUUGAAUAAAAUUUGCUAUUUAUGACGAAUUGUGAAAGAUUUCUGUGAUCAAGAGGUUAGAAUGUAACGAAAAACUGAUUUUUUAAUUAAUUUUCAUGGGAUUUGCUGACUUUAAUAAAAAGGAAAUUAUACAAGAAAAAAAAGAAUAAUUCCAGCUUUGUUCUAUCAACUAAAACCUGUAUUUCGGGGUGAUGUAACUGUUAUCUGUUGGUAAAUGUUAAACGGAAGCAUUCGAAUGUAUUUUCCUUCACACUAGACAGUAUCUGUUGCUAUAUUAAGAUAAUCUGAUUUUUGAAUCGUUUAUUUUUACAUUUUUACUCAUUCAGAUUAACACAAAUCUGCAGAAUAAAUGUUUUAAAACCCCCAAACUGACAUCAUAGGGAAAGUUUUAGAGAAAAUCCAGAUUGCAGCAACACAUAAUCAGUGUAGGAGCUGAUGUUUUGCAGGAAAAGUUGCGUCUUCACAAUAGAGAAAUAGCAGCUGAUUCCACAUUAAAAGCAUUUCUACAGCAGCUUGCGAUGAGCUGCAGAUGUUGGCAGAUGUUUUCUAAGUUUUGGAGGCGGAUGUGCAGGAAGUCAUGUUGUUCUCGUCCCAAAGACUGGCGUUUGUGAGUGUAGUUUAUCUGUCGUGCCUUAAUGGAAGUCUCCGUGUUUGUUUUUGAGAUUUUUUGUCAUUUCUCUCAAGUGCCUGUGUGACUCUGACACUCUGAACGUCGCCUCUCUUCCCUCCCGCCAGGCGAGAGGGCAGAGAGGCAUCAUGGGUAGCCGUUAUUUAGACAACGCCUGGUCCCCGUCGGUGUUUGGUUUCCACGUUUCCCUGAGUUCCGUCCUCGCUGUAAAGUGGACUCAGGUGAAGCCGGGUGUGUAGACGCAGUGUCGGCUGUGAACAAUGGAGCUCAGACUGUUUAUCUCCAGUGAAGUGUGUGUGUGUGUGUGUGUGUGUGUGUGUGUGUGUGUGUGUGUGUGUGUGUGUGUGUUGUGUCGUGGUUGCAGUGCUUCACUUUGUGUCCGCCCUUGUCGUGGUGCCCUGCUGGCCUUUGACCCUCCAUCCCGGUUUUAUCUUCCUCCAGCUCCGAUUGGACGAAGACGUCGCCCAUGUUUUCAGUGUUCUGGUUUACGGCUGGCUGAUGUCGGUGAACAAACAAAGCCAGCGCCAUCUGUCCGUCCUUUAAUAAACCACACACCAUCAGCAGACAUUCGGUUAUUCGUUAUGUGAUCAGAGUUUCUUCUGGACUCCGUCCCUCCUGUUCUUCAUAUGAGCCUCCUUAACUCUUCCUGUGAGCAGUUAUUUGAUGUCUUUGAUUCCUCAAACUAAGCUGGUAAUAUUUAACAGAAAACAAUGUGAAAUAAAUCUUUUACUCGUCUUAAAA